Molecule: messenger RNA, 14946 nt
Organism: Porites lobata
Lineage: Eukaryota; Metazoa; Cnidaria; Anthozoa; Scleractinia; Poritidae
Source: the annotation of a GenBank genome assembly
UCGUCAUCGGCAAAUCACACUAGGUUUACACUCUCUAUUCCUUUCCUGGAUAUCUGCAUGAAGCCUCAAGCUAAUCGCAUAGCCACUUCUAUACAUUACAAAGCCAUGGAUAGCCACUCUUACUUCAUCUUCAGCUCAUCCCAUCCUUACAGUUGUAAGUCAUCCAUACCUUAUAGUCAGUUUCUCAGAGUGCGUAAGAUCUGUAGCGAUGACGCUGACUUCGACAUUGAGGCAGCAAAAAUGGAGAUCUUUCUUGCAGCACGCGGAUAUCUGAAUGACCUCAUUAGGAGGGGAAGGGAACAAGCAUCGACCAAAUCAAGGGCUGAAAUUUUGAAGAGUGUCGCUGCUAACAACAUAGCUAAGGACAGCGUACCUUUUCUCACUACCUUCCUUCCCAGUAACCUUGUUGUCAAGAAAAUAAUCUCAAGGAAUUUCCGGAUCCUUUGCGAGGAUAGCAGGACAAGCAAGAUCUUUAAUAAACCACCAUUGAAGGCUUUCAGGCGUGCCAAGAAUCUGAAGGGUCUAUCAGUCAGAAACAGCCUACCUCGAAACCUUCCACACCAAUCACCAGGAACAGUUCUCCAUUUAAAAAUGGAAACUUCCUUUUAAAAAUGGAACUGGAGAGUAAGGCCUUUUUCCUCGGGAUAUUUCACUGAUAAUCCAAUCAGAACGAUCUGUUGUAAGUGCUAUUAAGUGUGUGAGAUCAUCCCACAUCUAACCCAAUCAAAUGGGGACAAAGAUACGUGAUAUUUUGGAAUGUUGGGAUAUCUCGUGUAUGAGCCAAUCAGGGAGUCUCUUAUCAUACCGUUAACUUCACACCAUUUCCGAUCUCAAAAUAAAUAAAAGAUAAGACAUCUGCUAUCAGGUUAAAAGAUCAUUUACACAAUGAAGAUAGAGAUAUACAGUUACCGUUCCCAUAAACUUAACACAAAAUCCGUCAGUUUGUUUAUGUGAGAGGGGUUUUGUGGUUUGUCUGCCGACUGAUGUUCUCACAGGCGCUAGGAUACGAAGCCAGAAGAUGUGAGAGAAUUUUUGGACCCCAAAAAAUCAAAAAUUGACACGCUAUUUUUUCAACAGUAAGUGCAAAAAAAAACUAUCCUUAAUCCAGCCACCAUCGAGUAUCUGUUGAACGACAGUCUUUUCUCAAGUUGCAAUGGAACUUCGUUAAUGAGGUGAUGAAUAUAUGAAUGUUAUAAAUAUAUUAAAAUUGCGGGGUGAAGAAAUAAAAGCACAGGAGAUCACGACAGUGAGAUACGCAAUUAUUUAUGCUGUUGGGAAAAGAAAGCCUGCAUUACACAGAUCUUUUUUUCCCAUCUUAUCUUUGACUCUUUCAUUGCAGUCUCACUUUAUUUUCUAGCAAACAUGAGGGGUUCGAGUGCAUUAAUUUGAACAGCUUAAAUUUCAUUCAUUAUACAUCAGCGCUAUUUUAAAAUUAUAAGUAGCGGAAUAUUCCGCAUAUAAACGAAUCAGAACCUCUUUUAUUCCGGGGUGCUGGAUAAUUCCGCGUUCCAAAUUCAUGCAUGCAUGUACACUAGUAGCUUUUGAAAUCGUGAGAUAAUGAAUUUGAGGCAGAAAUAUCCUUUCUUUAUUCAUACAUUUCUGCAGCAAAGCAGAACAUUCCUUUUGUUUCAUUUCAAAUCGAGAUACAUCGCACUGAUGUAAGCACAUUUUCCAAAAUAGUCACGGCAUUUCUUUAAUGUAUGUGUUGAUGAACACGUAAUAAGCACAAACUAGAAUACCUUUGCCACUGUAUACUGUACUUAUCUCACCUUUUUGUUCCAAAAGCGCUAAAAAAAAGCAUUAUGUUUCUGUGAGGGUUGAAUCCAAUAAAUGAUCCAUACUGGCACGCGAUUUGCAACUGUUAAGUUUAUUCUUUCAUUGUUUUUAACAUUUUCACUACAGAUGUCAACUCUAUGUGGAUUUUCCAUUUCCUCUCUGCAAUUUUUAUCGGGCAGAAAUGGUCACCGUUGUAACACAAAACCUGUUAAAAACUUAAAUAGAAAAACGCCAAAAACAUACUAGAAAGAUGAAACAGUCAUCUAGAAAUUUUUAGCCUUUCUUGACUUAUCGAAACUUUUAGGUAAUAUUUGCUUCUUCAAACUAAUGUUUUACAGAAAACAGUCGUUGUGUGCCCCUCAGAUAACAGAGGGAAAUAAUUUCAGCAUUUCUUUAUGCCCAUAUAUGGACAUGGAAUGUUAACCGCAAGUUACAUAACAAAUGUAGCAAAGGUUAAACGCGUGACUAUUUACUGAUAAAAGUAUGAAAUACAAAUCCACGACAAUACUGCAGAGGCAGUAUCUAUUUAAUAGAAACCAAACGGAAAAGCAACGGCAAGAAAAAUAUCGCAGAGCAGCCAAAAAUGAUCAAUGUGUUGGCUUUGAGGCUUAGAGAAGCAUUCAUGCCAUAUCUGUGUUGUUCAAAAACAUGAAAGAAAACUUUCAAUUCUUGUGUCUUUGUUGAAAGCACCACUCCAGGAAGAGAGCACACACACACACUUAAUAGCACUUACAAUAGAUCGUUCUGAUUGGAUUAUCAGUGAAAUAUCCCGAGGAAAAAGGCCUUACUCUCCAGUUCCAUUUUUAAAUGGAGAACUGUUCAGGUACUUUCCCUUGUAACAGGACUGUUUUCCGCACAUGUCCCCAUGUUAAUUCAUCAUCCACAAUUACAACACCCAAAGGGCAUGUUUACAUCACAGGACAUUUUUCCUGCAUCACUGAACACAUAGUUUAUUGCUUGUUGUGCACCAAGUGUACGUCGAUAGUGUACAUUGGGGACACUGGAUGCAGGUUGGCAGACCAUUUUCGAGAACACCGCAGAGAUAUCAUCAACAAGAGGAAUAACCUUCCUGUACCUACUUUUCGAAACCGUACAUGUCAUGCAGCUUAUCUUGUGGUACAAGUCUAAUACAAGCUAUGCAGAAGUUCAAGUACUUACUGUUGUAAACAGAUAAGCUCAUAUAUUAUCGCUUAACUAUAGUUUCUAUCGCAAGCAUUGGUCGUAAUCGUCGAAUCGAGUCUUGAAUUCUAUGCGUUUCAAAGUGUGUUUUUCAUGUGAGAUUAAAGCAAAUCGUACUGUGCUUUGGAUCGCUUUAUUAACUCACAAUAACAGCAUCCGUUUUAAAAUUUUUAAAUUAACAUUUAUAAGUACUACACUGUGCAGGUUUUUCAAUCUUUAUUACCCUCUCUAUUGCUGCCCGCUACAGUGUUGUGAAUGAAAUUUAAUGUUAUUCUUAAGUCCAACUUUUAAGACCCAUCUUUUUAGUGUGCCUAAAAAGUUCUUGUUUUAUUUCUGGGAUCAAUUGAGUUUUCUGUACUAUCUCUGUCAUCUGGUCUGUCUGUCUACUUUAAAUUGUCACUGAGACCUCAAAGUCUUAUAGAUCAAGGAUUUUUAGCCUGUCUGCGACGCAGACUAAUCUGAUCUUGCAGCAAUGAAAAUAUGACUGAAGUGAAAGUAGAGAGACAGUCUUUUGAAUUAUAGCAGUAUUUACAAAUUGCCAUGAAUUAUAACUUUAAUAUAAUUUUUACAUACAAUGUAUAGGUGUGUAUUCUUUCUGAGAUCCAGAUUCCUUGACAUUUUUCGGAGGGAGAGAAGCGACGACCGGAAAUACGUCUGCGGUUCGCAGGCUAAGGAGUAACAAGUUCUUUUAAAAAGUAAUCGCUACUUUCAUAGUCUGUAAUAUCAUUAUCAUCAUCACCAUCAUCAUCAGAUGGAUCACUCACACAAGAACGUUUCAGUUGCAAACCAUGUUCAUUAUCGCUGCAGUCAAAAUGAAGUUCAACUGGCUCUGCGAUCUGUUGUACUUGUUGCUUUGUGACUUGGAAUAAAUCGCUUGUUGUUUUGUCCACGUCAGCUUCUGUUAACUGGGAAAUUCCUUUUGUAAUACUAGAGACCAGACAACUGGGCUUUUCGAUGUCCCCAGUUUCAAAAAAUGAAAACUGAAAGUCUUGGUUCGUUUGGGUCACGAACGUGCUCAUGCAACAUUUGCAAGUGAGAUAAGGAUGAGCCACGAAAAUGCACUGUGUUGACAGGCAGGUUUAAUAAUGAGCACGCAAAUCCCCUUUGUGGAAAUAGUAGGUCAGUAAGGUGCACCUCUAGGACUGUACAUAAGUUUUUUACAUAGAUAGGUCAUUCCAGGUUAGAGUGGUGUAAUAGAAUGAUUACUCAAUAAUAAAGAAGCACUGAGAUUUUUAUCUCAAAGCUGGCGAGUUUUGCUGAAUUAAUGUCAUUACUAUGGAAGGUAUUUUCUUCAUAACUCAAACUAUCAGUGGCGAAUUGUGUUUGAUUGACGUUUAGCUUUUCCUUCCAACUGUUUAAUUUUGCUCCCUAUAAGGAGACUUCAACUUCAUACAAAAUGUCAUAGUCAAAAUCAACUUCUUUGUCCUUGACCUUACAUGCAGAAGUUGGAAUCAUUUAUUGUUAUUAACCAAGGCUAACAGAAAACAGGAAUAUGUUGCAUCAGGUUGUUAUUUUUAUAAGCGACCUGAGUGAACCAUUCUCUUUGGAAACCACAUCUACUUGCCGUAAAUAGCGAACCCUUGCAUCCUAUUGGCCCAGAAUGACACGGUAAUUGAGAUUUUGGAAUACCAUGUGACCCCAAACGAUGUGGUUCUCUGUUUGCGCGCUCAAUUUGAACUGAAAAUCAUCGAUCGAUCUGUUUUGGUUGUUACCGUUUGAAACUGUAUUCACUGUAGCUUAUAGCGAAAUAACUAUGUCUCUUCAACAUCCUGCAAGCGAGCUUUUAACCCUGGAAUCAUCAAAGAAUGAAGAACGUCAACUCUAAAGUGAGUAAGGUAAAAAGUCCUACCAAGUAUGCCAUAGUGUAUUGGUAGAGACGAAAGACUUUAAUGUCAUGCCACUAUCGAAGAUUCCUAAAGACAGUAGAGAAGAGGGAGCUUCAGCUACCUUAAAAGCUGAGCGUAAAGAGUGGGAGACUAAGAUAGUGAAAAGUGGAGGUGAGAAGAUAUACAUACAUUUUGUGUUGUACGACAUUACAAAUUAAAGCAGGAAAUGUCUUAAAAGGGAUAGUUAGAGCUAUGGAUGCAUAUAACUAUCUAGUUCGGACGCGAAUGAUAAGAGCUGAUUUAAUUUCUUUGUCAUUUAAUGCUACGGUGACAUUAAAAAAGUAUAAAUCAGCCAAUUUUCCCCGAGUCUAACGCAGGAGAUUACAUCUGGGAGCGCCAGAAUUCAGAAAAUUUGCCAUGAUGACGCGACUACUUCUGAAGACAGUUCCUUUACAAUAAAGUUGGGCUAAACACGAUAAGCGAAUGUGCUGGAUCAGAGGAUUGUCCAUGCAAUCAUAGGUAAGAUAUCAGUCAUUCUAGGAUAAACGUGAACUGACAAAAAACAGUGUGGUUGUGUUCAAAGCCCCGGGGUUCAAAGCACUCUGCAAACUGUCCUUAAAGUGAAAUCUCAGUUUAACGACAGAAGAAAUCGAUUUAUCUAUUAUGAUCUACUAUGGGUUCUCCCCAGUUUUUCGCUUUUUCUCUUCUUCCCAACUGUUUAUGUCCUGUCAUACAAAUGCCAUUAGCGUUAAGCUUUUAUUUCAGGUAUUUUUUAUUUAUUCAAUGUUUUCCUUUAUAUUUUAGUGUAUGCUAAGUGCCAUUCUUUAUGGGUAAAAGGAGGCAAAAUGAGCAAGGAAGCCAUGUGUGAUUGGGGAUGAAUUAUACGAAAUAAAUGUAUAACUGUUGAAAGGCGGUUGAAACAGAGAUUGAAAAAGGAAUAAACUCAUCAGUGAUCAGGAUGUCCAGGAUGUUAGAUUGCUUUCGCAAAACCCGUAAAAAAAUGGAAUUAGUAUAUACUGAGUGUCUAAUAUGAUAGGGUCUAUUUGCCUUAAUGCUAUGUCACAGGUUAGACUGAUUUAGAAACCGUUAAACACCAUGGACACUAUAAUUCCAUUGUUUUGUUUCGUUUAUUUUUAACUAUUAAACAAUGUUGCUUAAUUUUGUUUCACGGGUUUUGUGAAGUCACUCUAGGUCAUUCCACUCUAAGCUAGUUUAAAAAUGUUUUUGUGGUGUUAUCUUGCCGUUAAGCGUUAAACCUGACUGAUUUUCAUUUAUAAAUAACAGCACUUUGAAUACACUCAGCAUGUCUAGUAAAAACGACGUGAGUGCAAGCUACCUACGUCGUCAUGAAGGCUUUAGAUUCAAACACUGUAAAAAAUUUUUAGAAUUUGCCUUUACUUUUUUUGCUCCUCAAUGUUUUUAAUUGCGUGGAACACGAAAUUGUCAGAUUAACCACGUAACUAGAGGGACACUUCAUGUAUCGUUAAGUAAAGUUGUAUGUUCAAAACAUGUGACUGGUCAAAUGAGAGAGUGCAUUCAAUCAGUGAGUUAAUACAUUAAAGGUUGGAAAUUUGUGUCUGUCGUUAAGUCAUUAUAGGACAUUAGUUCUGGCAUUGCUGUUGACACGUUAUUACUAAGAAGUCGUAUGAAAUGGACUGCGCUUCGAUCGAAGGACUACAGGUAAGCACGGGAUUCGUUAUCCUCAUAUCCAGAUAUUGAUUUUUUUUAAAUUAUCGAUUGAAUCGCAAUCGCGCACAGCGACUGUUCUUUGCAGUGCUUCACCAACGCUGCACAGCCCUGCAUAAAAGCUGUUUAUCGACCUAUGGCUUUGUGUGGCUAUUUUUUUGCAUCUUUACGGCAGCGCUCCUGCAGCUCUCAGUAUCGCUACCGCAGCAUCAACGCAGGCACAAAAUGCACUGCUGCAGGGAACGGAAAACAGCGUUCAUGCAACCUUUCUGCAGCGCUCGUUGCAGCGCUAAUAAGUCGCUAAAGCAACGCUGUUUUAACAUCUUCUGUAUCAUACGGGUUCAUAUUCAGGUGAACUUUAGUGCUUUUCAUAGCACUUAUCACAGUGCCCCGUAAGAAACUUGCAGCGCUGUACAGCGCCACAAAAUUGCUUCAAAAUAGCUGUACAGCUAAAUUACAGCUGUUCAGCAGCCUUUUAGAAGCCAAACAACAGCUUCAUUCAAGUUGCAGCGGGAUGCAAAAGCGCUGUGCAGCCUCUGAAGGCUCUUUGAAGCUCUCGGCAGCAGUUUUGCAGCGCAGUUGCCAACUUUCAAACGCUGCGAAGUAGCUGCAGUAACGCUACAAUUCAGCUGCGGUCGAUCUGACUUUCUUGAGCGCCAAUAACAUGAAUCGUCAGAUAAAGCCUUGGCACAGAUUACGGCUUUUAUAACGCGAAAACUUUGACUGUACCUCUAAGAAAUGUGAGUAAGCUUGUGCGCAAAGAAGAUCAACUAUAGAAUAAACCUCCAAAUCCUAUGCUUUCAAUAAAUUUCAUUUCGUGACCGGAGAAUGUGGGAAUCUUAUUCCCUGGAGACAUUCUAGGCCAUAAUCUAAUUGGUCGGUCCUUUUGCAUGAGAUCCCAUUACAUCUCUAGACAAACACGGGUCACCCAAACAUUUGCGACCCGUUGAAUAAAAGGCGCAAACAUUCUAAGUUUUUUUGCAUCUAGUCUGUUUCGAGAUGGAAGUUCUGUUGAAGUUUUUGGAUGGAACAGCUCAAACGUAUUUGCAAACAAUGCCCUGAAGAGUGACUUCUACACUAAGUAUUGAUGAAUCGAACCAGAGCAAGCAACACAGAUACAAGAAUCUCAGAUGGGGUUCGCACUUACAAGAUUCUUAUACUCUUGUGGUAAUGUUCGUUCCUUAGUCCAUUGUAAAAUUUAACGACGACCAAAGUAAAACUGGGUUGAUUUCUUUCAUGAAAAAAGUGUAGAAGAUCGUGGAUCAUGGACAAAACGUCAAGGUGAGCAAUGUCCAGCUUAGCCUGUUGCAACUAAUCAAAAUAUCAUUUGCCUGCUGGCCGUGUAAACUUUAUGUAGAACAAUCGCUGUUAUUCUCUUUAUUUUUUAAAAAGAUAAUUUUCAAUGUCGGCAUGUUAAUGGAUGUUUUACAUUCAGAUGAGUGACCGUGAUUGCUAAAUAUUUACAAAGCGAGACUGUUGCAGAUUUGUUCUAUGUCACGUGCUUUUGUAACAUGUACGCGUGGAUACUAAUAAAGUAUAAGUUGCAUUUUGACUUUCUAGUGGUUUUACUCUGCUACUAAGGCCUUGUCAACUCCUCUACCAUGUAUCGUGAUUAUUGUAUUAGUGGAGCCUAGGCCAUUACCGGUAACAACAUUCUUUGUCUUUUCAAAGCCACUUUGCAGCACUGAUCGUGAUUCGGGAAUUUUCUGCACCACUGCAAAAGCGCUGUUCAUCGCUGUCAAAGGGCUUUCCACUGCAGCCAAAAUUUGCGGCUGCUGCAGCCCAGCGCUUUUACAGCUCUUUGUAGUGCUUCUUGAAGCCAUUCUGCAGCACUGCAGCAGCGCUGCUCGUUUCGUACGGGGCGUACAGAUACACUGUAAACGUGGACAACGAGGCGCUAUCUUCAGAGAACCAUCUGAGCCUCGAACUGAAAAGGCUAUAAUCACAAGGAAGAGGAAGGGAAAACAAACCAAAAGCAAAGCAGGCAAGAAGAAAGAACGAAAACGGUUAUUGGUGUAUGAUGUAGCACAGUUAAUCCCGUCUCGCGACAUCACUUCGUGAUUAGAAUUGGUAGCGUUAGUGGUUCAGCAAAAUAGAGCGGGAAAAAGUAAUCUUUCUGAAUUCAUUGCGAACAGAGGUCAAAGAGCCGUUGAGGAUGCAUUACAACUGGCUAAAGAAUUUAUGGAGGCCGAAGCUCAACUUGCCACAAGUAAAAAAGGUCAGUUGGAUUUGCUUGAGGAAGCUUACAAAGGAGAAUGUGCUAGCGAAUGCAACGAGGGGUGGUUAUGGUACAUGACAACCUUGAUUGAAAACAACGGCAUCUUGUUGAAUCAUUUCUGUAGUUCCGUUUACAUAGCGCUUCAUCAAGGAAGGGGAAAAUAUUGCAACAUGUAUGUCCACAGAACAGCAAAUGCAGGAAAAACUUUCAUUUUAACACCUCUCAGAUGUAUCUAGAAAGCCUUCUGUAACCCAGCGACGGGUACUUUUGCUUGGAUGAGAGCCAAACAGUCGGAGAUUAUUGUGUUGAACGACUUUUGCUGGAGCGCUUCUAUAAUUCCUUGCUCAGAUUUCCUGCAAAUGUUAGAACGUGAUGUCGUUCACCUUCCAGCACCGAAAAGACAUUGAAUUCACAAGGGACACGCCAUUCUUGGCCACGGCAGACACUCCAUUAGUCUUAGUAAAGGGUGGGUCCAUUGAUCAGACCAACACUCAAAUGAUGUCAGUCUGUUGGCGAUGCUUUCACUUCUAGAAGCAAAUUCCCGAAAAGGAUCAAGUAUGUCUCACUCCCUGUCCGAGAUGUUUUGAGAAACUUAUUAUCGAUAUCAAAUGAAACCGCCACAUAUUUUCUUAUCUCCCUAACCUCCAUUAAGAAAUUCACCCAGGGGACAUGACAGAUUUUCAACAGUGCUCCAUAAGAAAUGUUUCUUUUUUUUAACCAGAGGUAGACUGUUUAACAAUAAGUUAAACAAAACUUUGAUGAAAAAGUUAUUUUCUCGAGGUCUUUGAGACAAUAUUUCUCUUACCAGGAGAAAAGUUAGAAAAUACUCAGUGCUCCAUUGCAUAUUUAAAUUAGAGUUAUUCAUAGGAAAGUGUUUUACCACCAUUACAGUGAAGGACUGUUGUAAACCACCAAAGAAGAUGUUCAUUUGAGAAAGUAAGCCACAUUUGAAUAGCACAAACGUUUGGUUUUAUAGAAGUAAACAAAUAUUUUACAGACAGUGGUACCUCUUCUAAAGACCAAAAAUGAGAAUUUACCAGCGGAGAAAUGUGUUGCGUGACAAUGGAGCAUCGCAAAUUUAUUGCACUGAGAUGAUGGUCAUUAACCACGCAGAAUGUUUUCACAUGGACUUUCUUUAAUGCAAAAACAUACUUAAGUUUCACUAACAUCACUUGUCGAGUUUACAUUUAAUACUCGAUUCUUGCACCUUUUGAAGCAAUAAUUUGCUUGAUUGGCGUAGGCAUGCUUCUCAUGCGAUGUAUGAGAUCUGUAGGUAUUGAAUCAAAACAUCGCAUCACUCUGGUUUUAAAAUCAUUAAACGUUUCGUGUUCUAUUUGAAGACGAAUGGCCUCUUGUUCUAGCAUCUUCCUAACAAUAUGGAAAAUGUUUUCAAUAGAAUUUAAGCACGGGCUCCAAGGAUGAAUUUGGUGGAAUUUGGUGGAACUCAGCAUUGAUGUCUUCGACACCAAUUUUGUGGCGUUUAAAACCUGAGAUGGAUCGUUGUCCAUUACAAAAAGACGACGUUUCUCUCUACCUGCUCUUACAAAACACCUAGGAAAUUUUUCUCUUACAAAAGAAGCAAAAAAACUACCGUUCAUCGUUUCAUAGGCUUCACGAAGAACAACACCUUUGCCAUAACUUAUAGCUACUAAAGCAUGUAGUCUUUUGUCUCCCGCAAGAUCUUUGGAUCCUUUAGCUGUUACAGUUAAUCCCUCGGAUUGUCGUCACCAAAUCCGGGUUUUGGUUGUUUGGCUAUGCUCAAUGGAUUACUUUUGUAAACUAAGGACACUCCAUCUAAGUUAGAAGCCACAUCUUUGCUCCAAAAAUCAGGACUUUCCUUGAGCUUUCGCUUCAUGUUUUACACAUACUUCAAUCUCAGUGAGCGAUCUCAUUAAGGUAACACCAAAACAUCCUUCUGCUUGCCAAGUGACUUAUUCCAGCGUUCUCCCUUAGCUGCUUUACAGUGAAAUUUGCGUUGUCCCUACGUACCUUUUCAGUAGUACGAAUCAAUCCUCUUAUUCCACGUUUGUUAACGUUUCUUGGCCUCCCUCCUUUCUUCUUGUCAGGUUGUUUUUGGGGCUUGGCUUUUCUGCAACAGCAUACGUGGUGCACUUUGGACUUGGACAAUUUGCAUCUCCUGGCAAUUUCCCGAUAGCUUAAUGGCCUAGCUGAGUUUUUUUGCAAUAGCAGAGCCAUAGAUUUGGCUUCAGCUGAUAUUUUCGCCCCCACCUUUACCACUUCAAAUGAGAGAUGCUAAACUGUUGCUAUUGUCGUCGGUUCGACCAGUCUAUCUGCUGUGCCUUUGACAGAGUUUCCAAAUAAAUGCCCUUCAAUGGUAUUUUACCAUACAAGAAGUAGGGUUACUUCAGUUGUUUUACAUGCAUGCCGUAUUUUCACUGCAAUAGCACUUCAUGAAGUGUUCAUUUGACAUAUAGACACAGUGUGUACAAGCAAUCUGUGACCUUUCAUCUUUUAGAAAACACUGAGUGAGCUCCAGUUCCCUACUUCAAUUUACAAAACAUGUCAUAAACUCAACCAUUACAAAUAUUUCCAAAGACAAGUUUUCAUACCGCUAAAGAGACCCUUGCGAGCAAUUGAUGUUUUGGACAAUCCUGGCCAAAAGGGUUUGGAACACUUCUCUUACCCCCUCCUCUUUUUGGUAGGAAAUUGGGGAGUGACUGUCAAUUUACAGUCGUCAAUACGGCUAUGCCUCGGUUUCCUCCUCCCCCCUAAACAAAGUUUUUGGCCAGUAACACCCAACACUGUCCAGGGGGGAGGGGGAUGAUUGGAUAGUGCACAGAUCAUGUGGAAAUGACUAAGUGUCGCAAACGUUUUGUUCAGGAUUGUAGGUUGUUGUAGCUAAUUUUAGGUAACAUUUCUGUCAGUUUAUUCUGUUUGCUUAUGUUGGCUCGUGGCAUUAUCAAUCUUUUUCAAAUAAUUCAGAUAUAUUGGCCUUGAUUGUCCGAGGUUGAGGUGUCGAUAAAAGGGCCGAAUUAUUAGAAAUACCCCGAAACAUUAGCAUCAAGCUACAACCAGUUGCAAAAGUACGUGAGACACUGAACCGUAUUUUGGUAUAAAUGGCCUGUCCAUGAUCUUGUGCGUGUGAUCCCCCCUCCACCCCUUAUCAAAGUUGCUAGCAAUACAAGAUCAUACUCAAAACUUGGAGGAACAACUUUGAAUGGGAGGGAGGAGGGAGGUCAGUAUUAUAUAAUACAGACCUGUGACCAGGAGCGAUUUGAAGCAAGAAAGGUCGUUUUUCCGUGGGAGUGUCUCAUCAUUUUUGCAACUGGUCGUCUGAGUCCUUCAUACCCCUAUAGCCGUGGUGCACGAUUAUUAAACGGGGUAAAACGUGGUGCACUCUUAGCACCUAAGGAGGUGGUUAUAAAAAACAGUAUUUCAUUUUUGUCGGUUUGCCUGUUUAAAAAUGGCGAGACAAAAACGGCAGUUGUUGGCCCUUUUGUUUAUGUGGUAAUAUGCAAGAAAUUGGGCUUUUAAAGGAAGCACGUGGCAAAAGAUGCCACACCAUCUUAAGUAAGCUGCAACGAAAGGGGUUUUGGUCCUAAAACACUACAGAGAUGCGAAAAAUAAUACAUUUUCUUCAAACUCAGUUAAAAGAUGUUUAUUUACGGAAGGAAAGUGACGUAAGAUGCCCCGCUAGAUCAAGGAGAUAGCUUUUUGUUGUUGUUUCCGAUGAAGUACGUGGACGUGGUUCCUCUUUUAUCGCCUGCCAUUUACAGGAAAGAAAAGUUACGCUAAAAAGCAGCUGUUGUCGACUUUACUUUACUUAACACAAGUUUGGAUUUGUGUUUACCCUUUGGUCGUCUUUCAACUUUGUUUCGAUUCUGAAGCCCGAGUGUGGCUAUAGGCAUCAGAUAAUGAAAAUUCAUGCGCGUAUUUCAGUAACAUAGUCGCGAGAGCUCGCAUAUAACGUGGCUUUGUAGUUUUGUACUUGGUAAGGAAAUUUAUUUCUUUGCAAAAAGGAAGACACUGUCCCCAAGAAAAGCAAUUUUCCAGCACAGCAAUGUCAGGAAUUUACAUGCUUCAAUGGUCUACACAGUCUACAUGGUCUACCAUCAUAUGAGAUAAUAUAAUAAUAUAUUCUAUUUCUUACUGUUGCAGUCUGGUAGACUGUGGAUGAUGGUAGACCGUCAGAAAAUAGAAAUUAACAUAGCACACAACUUUUGCUGCUCUCUAGCUCUAACGGACUUUAAUAACCAUCUUAUUUUCACCGUAGUAGAUAAAAAAAACUGAACGGAUUUACUUUAACAACGAUGUUGAAAAAUAAGUCACGCGGUAUACCGAUUACAUAGCGCCAUUGCAUAUCAAAUGUCAUUGCGUUACAGAUACAGGGGUGAAAAUGAAGGUUUGGCAGCUUUAUUCGCAACUAUAGUAUCUCUAAAUACCAAGAAAAGGAAAAUUAUGCUGUUAUUAUGCAUUCGCACUUUUCAGAGUUUAAUUACAACGGCAAAACUUUAAGCUAUGUCACGGUAGAUAAUGGUGCAUGCGCUACAACAAAACUGAGGCAAAAUUUACAAGUCACUACAUUCUUAAGCGCAUUUUUAGGCAGUUUGCUAUCAAUGACAAUGAUGUAUCGGCUGGGAAAAGCAACACAAAGUGCCAUUCUAUUUAUUUAUGUCGCUAUAGUCUUCGUUUUGGGAAUUUAAGACGUGGAAAUCGCUUGUUGAAGUAAACCUUAAAUGAGACAACCAGUUGCAAAAGUACUUGAGACACUGAACCAUAUUUUGGUAUAAAUGGCCUGUCCAUGAUCUUGUGCGUGUGAUCCCCCCUCCACACCUUAUCAAAGUUGCUAGCAAUACAAGACCAUACUCAAAACCUGGAGGAACAACUUUGAAUGGGAGGGAGAAGGGAGGUCAGUAUUAUAUAAUACAAACCUGUGACCAGGAGCGAUUUGAAGCAAGAAAGGUCGUUUUUCCGUGGGAGUGUCUCAUCAUUUUUGCAACUGGUUGUAGCAUGGGAAAUAGGACUAUGGGAUUUCACCUAAGUCGAGAUGAUGGAGUAUGUUUUUUUAAUAGAAAUAAGGAACGAUUCAUAUCAGGUUUAAUUUUUUCACCAAGGUUAUUGCUAGGGACAUUUAGCCAUUUGAGCCGAGAGUGCCAUGAUCCAUUGCUUUCCGUAUUUUUGGCUAUAUCCUGUACUACGUACCUCAGCCUAAGCCUAAGUUGUUCUAAAAUCUAGCUCACUUAUUCCCACCUUCUCUUGUAGACUCGCAGACCAAGAGGUAAAUGUUCCAAGUAGAGGGCAGAAGCACUUGAUAGAUCUCCCUUCAGUAGUGCACUGUUAAGUGAAAAUUUUCUGUGUAGUUUUUGUAGAUUAAAUUUCACUUAUAAUUUACAGCAACAUCACAUUUUAUUUCCAUAGAGAAGCCUGGACUGCCAGUCCACCUGUGGAGGCUAUUUAGGUAUGUGGAUGAUGUUUUUGCAGCACACCUCACAGAAGAACUAGUGAAAGAACCUAACGAAAGCCAUGGAUGUUUAUUCCUUCUUGCAAAGAGUAUUGUUUGAUCCACAGAAACUGAUGCUCAUGAAUAUGAAGUAGUGCAUGAUAUGUGCCUUACGCUUGCACAAGAACCAGAUAAUGUACAAUAUCAAGGCCAGAUUCCCAGAAGAUAUUGACCUGGAGAAGUGGGAUUUCAAACUUUGUAGUAGAUGGUUUAAUAUAUAUAACUGAUAUAUAUAAUACUUGAUUAACAGUCUACAUUUAUCUAUUUAUAAAGUAAAAAAAUGACCAGAAAGCCUUAGGGUCAUGUUUGAAUUUAAAAAUAUUGAGCCUCGGCUACUGGCUUCUAUUAUUUUGAGAAAUAAGACGAAAUAUGAAUAGGGAAUGAGUUCAUCGAAACUCGCAGUUUUCAAAUUUAGCGUGCCUUUACUAUCAGAGCUGCUCUUCAACAUUGGGAAGAUUAAAAGAAACAAAAUCAUGGAGUUGCAAAGAUCGGACCUAGUUGGCCAAUACCUCAGGUCAACUACGGAAAAAACACGUGCCAAUACUAAUGAAGCUUGGGGUGGGGUUUUGUUUGUGGACGAGGCUUAUCACCUUAUACCAAGUGAAGAUUUUGGCCAAGCGGCAAUUGAGGAACUUAUGGCCGUAAUGGAGGAUGGUUAUCCCAUCAUGAUAUUUGCUGGAUAUGACAAGAAAAUGGACAAGGUUCUUGAUGUCAAUCCAGGACUGAGAUCUAGAAUUUACAGAAAAUUCGUCUUCAUUGAAUAUUCCACCGAUGAAGUUCAACAAAUCUUUUACCUCUAA